Brassica oleracea var. oleracea is the source of this 509-nucleotide messenger RNA. RefSeq lists its product as uncharacterized. Lineage: Eukaryota; Viridiplantae; Streptophyta; Magnoliopsida; Brassicales; Brassicaceae. The record is from RefSeq and is a predicted model, not a curated record. Gene Ontology annotation, cellular component: extracellular region; vesicle. Gene Ontology annotation, biological process: regulation of protein localization to cell surface; double fertilization forming a zygote and endosperm; regulation of double fertilization forming a zygote and endosperm. The transcript has a single exon. The coding region runs from base 27 to 326 and encodes 99 amino acids.
AAUAUUAAAAAUACUCUCGUAUCAAAAUGUGGACCAACAAGUUUUUCUUCCUUCUUACAGUUGCAUGCAUGGCUGUGUUCGGUACAGCUCAAACGUUGCCUUCGAUACCUGGACAGGACCCAGCAGAUUGUUUGUCAUCGUUGGAACUUAUUCCCAACUGUAUCUCAGAAAUUUUUGGAUCGAUAAUAAGUGGACAAAUCGGGACUAUUGGUCACUCUUGCUGCCAUGCCUUUUUGGGUCUCAAUGCAGAUUGUGUCACUCAGACGUUUGCCUUUGCUCCUCUCUUCCCUCUGACUCUACGGGAUCAUUGUUCCAAACAAUCGUAAUGCCAUAAUUAUCUACAUGUUCUAGGUCAUAAAUGUGCUAUCAAACAGUGUUAUGUUUCGGCUUAAGUAACAACUUCCAUGUAAACCCUAUGUGAUCAACUGAUCAUCUUUAUCCAUAUUUCGUGUUGAUAUAACAUGUGGAUAACUAUAUAACAAUAAUAAUAAUAAUAAUCUAAAGGAUAA